Messenger RNA from Cherax quadricarinatus, 2205 nucleotides. RefSeq lists its product as uncharacterized. Lineage: Eukaryota; Metazoa; Arthropoda; Malacostraca; Decapoda; Parastacidae. The record is from RefSeq and is a predicted model, not a curated record.
CUGCGAUGUGUGUACCUCAGUUCACGGUGUGCUCUCUCUGGCAACAGAUAUAAGCAGUGUGUGUGGUAUCUAGGGUAUUGCCCUGUAACAAACAGCAGAAGCAGCCAGCUGGGCAGUACACACAUCCUCACUGGUACACAUUGAACCUCUUGAUAUGACGACUAAAGAAGAGGAAGCAGGUUGCAGCAGUCAACAUGGAGGCAUCCCUCCUACACCUGCUCCACGCCUUUCACCUCCCUGCUCUAACCCUUCAUCCUCCACACGUGCUGGUUUUGCUGCCUCCACCAUUAGCGGAGGAGGAUGUCAGGAGGUUCGGGCACUGCGGCUGGUGGGCAAGAGGGGCAAAGAAAAGGAGGCAGAGUACCCAGUCAAGACAGUUCGACAGCUGGCACGGGUGAACCUGGCAGUUUCAGCUAUCAUCUUCCUGUGUCAGCUGGUGGUAGCGGCCUGUCUGUGUCGGCCGGUGGUAAUAAUGGCAGGCGUGUGGGUGGGCAUCCUGGUGCUGGUGCAGGCCAUCCUGGGACUUCGAGCAGCCAACACUAACUUUUCUCAAGCCCUAGUGGUGGGCCACGCAUGGGUGUCUGGUGUAGUGUGUGUGGUAUGUCUGGCCGCAGCUGGCUAUCUCUGCUCCAACCACCUCACACUGGCCUGCAUCUCCACUUUCCACAGGCCAGAUCACUCCUCAGUGGUGCGACUGUACGUCGUGGAAGUGGUGGCUCUGGUAGAAUCUCUUCCCUGUCUCACAGGUGCUAUCGUCUCUCUCCUAGGAGCUGCCCUCUCUGCCCGUGCUGCCUGUCCUCCCAAGCAAAAACCGGAGACGCCAUUUGUGCUGUAUCUGCCACGCUGGGAAGAAGGUACAUACGGCAGUGACCAACACACAGUCAUCAGAUCACAAGCCACACAACCAUCUGCACCUGGUUCAGCCAACCAGAGUGUACAGAGGAACAACUCUCCUCCUCCUUCAUAUAACCAGAUAGCCGAGGAAUCAUUUGCUUAGAGCUUGUAUUGUAAAAUUGGCUGCCAUACAGUAGAUCAUUAUAUUUACGCUGAAGCUCUGAAACCGUAGGUAUUAUGCAGCUUCUGAGGAAGGGUAGAUUAGUUUGAUUUCUUGAAUCAAGAACUCUUCGCCACCAUCCAUUCCCUUCUUCCUCUUGAAGGGUUCAACAUGUUCCUAUUCAUAACUAUGUGAAAUCUCACAAUCUGCAGUGGUGUGUUGUACUUAGCCUAUUAUCCUCUAUGACAUCCACUUGAAUUCUCGAUUUUUUCUGUAACAUUGUCAAAAACCAGGAUGCUUGAAAUUUGAAUUAUUUUUCCAGUAGAAAGGCUAAUUCCACUACAGAUGAUAUGCAGUAUAUCUUUUAUUUUUCCACUCAGUCAUUGCAUUUCUCUAUGCAAAAUAAGUUAAGUAUCCCGAAGGACUUUUUCGAGUUACAUGUAUAUAAUAUUUGACAGGUAGAAACACUAGGAGGAACAAAUGCGAAAGUUUAAUAUAAAUGUUUCCGUGGCUAAGGUAGACUCACAGUGAAGACAAAAAUACGAGCUGCAGAAGAAGUGUUUAUUGAAAUAAAGUUUCACACAAACAUAAGGUUGUAAAAUAAAAAGACACAAGUGCAACUAAUGUGACAUUUUGCUGAGGCCACAAUAAAAUUUCACAUUAGUUGCACUUGUGCCCUUUUACUUUACAUAUUGUCGGUAAUUCUACCAACAUUAUUACAAACAUAAACUUGUUUAGCAACUUGUGUCUGUAUUUGUGUCUGUCUUUAUGCUCGUUGGCGUUACACCAUUUACAUAGACUUAUUGUUAGGAUUAAACGAUUAAAUUAUUUAUUUUUUUGUUUUUUUAAACACGUUCCACGUUUAUACCGCUGAAUUAAUAUUUGCACAUUAAUGAAAGCUGUAAACGGAAGGCAGAGUUACAAAUUUUCAAGCAGGAAAGUCGUGGGUGUUCCGUAAUGUGCAAUUUUCUAUGACAAACUGCAGGUCGUGCUAGUAACUGAGGCUGGAGACGUUGACAGCUGCUAACCUGCCCCUUCCUUCCCUCCUCAAGAAUUACUCUAGGAAAUUUUCUUAUAUCUAUAGUGUACAUGUGAGUAAGAAACAUGUAAGAAUGCAUAAGUUCUCAGUAAUACCAUACUAUUUCCACUUGUAAUGUAUGCUUAUAGUUAAAUUAGUAAUUUGUAUCAAUACACAUUCUAGCCUGGAAAUA